Talpa occidentalis (Iberian mole) is the source of this 1186-nucleotide messenger RNA. RefSeq names its product mediator complex subunit 22 (gene MED22). Gene Ontology annotation, molecular function: transcription coregulator activity. The record is from RefSeq and is a predicted model, not a curated record. The transcript has 4 exons. Gene Ontology annotation, cellular component: mediator complex. Gene Ontology annotation, biological process: regulation of transcription by RNA polymerase II. The coding region runs from base 35 to 637 and encodes 200 amino acids. Lineage: Eukaryota; Metazoa; Chordata; Mammalia; Eulipotyphla; Talpidae.
GCCGCGCCCCCCCGCUGCCCGCCGAGGCCCCGCCAUGGCGCAGCAGCGAGCCCUGCCGCAGAGCAAGGAGACGCUGCUGCAGUCGUACAACAAGCGGCUCAAGGACGACGUCAAGUCCAUCAUGGACAACUUCACGGAGAUCAUCAAGACCGCCAAGAUUGAGGAUGAGACGCAGGUGUCCAGGGCCACCCAGGGCGAGCAGGACAACUACGAGAUGCACGUGCGAGCUGCCAACAUCGUCCGCGCUGGCGAGUCCCUGAUGAAGCUGGUGUCCGACCUCAAGCAGUUCCUCAUCCUCAACGACUUCCCGUCGGUGAACGAGGCCAUCGACCAGCGCAACCAGCAGCUGCGCGCGCUGCAGGAGGAGUGCGACCGCAAGCUGGUCACCCUGCGGGACGAGGUCUCCAUCGACCUGUACGAGCUGGAGGAGGAGUAUUACUCGUCCAGCUCAAGUCUUUGCGAAGCUAAUGACCUGCCUCUGUGCGAAGCUUAUUGGAGGCUGGACCUCGACUCAGACUCGGCCGAUGGCCUCUCGGCCCCUCUGCUGGUGUCCCCGGAGCCCAGCGCGGGUCCCCUGCAGGCUGUGGCCCCUGCCCACGCGCACGCCGGCGGCCCUGGCCCCGCAGAGCACACCUGAGCCUCCCAGGCUCCCUCCCCCGGCCCGCGGGGUCUUAGGAAAGCUGCUGCUCCCCUCUGGGCCCCCACAGCCUGGCUCCGCCUGAGCCCCUGUGGGCAGCUCAGGCAGCGCCCACCCAGGAUUGUUGGGGAGAUGCUUCCCCAACCUUACUACGUUCCUGGCCCGCUGGGUGGCCGUUUCCAGCAGUUUGUUGCAUGGAGGACCUCAUGGGGCAGGGAGGGCGCCUGAUGUCUUCCUGACCUGAGCGUGCUGUUUAAAAUCGGGGUGGCGGUAUGGGGGAUGGGGCUCUCACGGAGCCUGCGAGCCGCGUCCAGAGAGUACCCUCAGGCCGGGCUCCCGCGCAGAGCCACACUGGCUCCCCUGUAGGCUGAGUAGCAGGGGCUAUGUGCUCCCACAGGAACAGGGGGUCCUCCUGAUUCUGCGGCGCGCCCUCCCUCCCCCGUUCUGGCGACUUUUGUAUUACCUGUUGAUUAACGUGAAUAAAAUCAAUGCCACCCUUUGCGUAGGUUGGCUCCUCCUGUUUGUCAGCCUGGGCCACUGUCAGUCUCC